AGGUGUUCCAGCAAUAUAGAAGAAAUUAAUCUAUCACAUGUCUCAGAAUUCCAUCUCAUGGGUCUCUCAGAGGAUGCACAACUGCAACCUAUUCUUCUUGGACUAUUCCUGUCAAUAUAUCUGGUCACAGUGCUUGGGAACAUGUUGAUCAUCCUGGCUGUCAGCUUGGACUCUUAUCUUCAUAUUCCUAUGUACUUCUUCCUCUUCAACCUGGCCUUGACUGACAUUUGUUUCAUCUCCACCACUGUCCCAAAGAUGAUUGUAGACAUCCAAACUCACGGCAGAGUAAUCUCCUAUGUGGGGUGCCUCACACAGAUGUCUCUUUUCAUUAUUUUUGGAUGCAUGGAUGACAUGCUUCUGACAGUGAUGGCUUAUGAUAGAUUUGUGGCCAUCUGUCACCCCCUGCGUUACUCAAUUAUCAUGAACCCUCGCCUCUGUGCCUUCCUUGUACUGAUAUCUUCUUUGGUUAGCAUUUGGGAAUCCCAGUUGCACAACUUGAUUGUUUUACAAUUUCCCUAUUUUAAGGACAGGCAAAUUUCCAAUUUCUUCUGUGACCCUUCUCAAGUGUUAAAUCUUGUGUGUUCUAACACCUUUACCAAAAAUAUAGUCAUUUAUAUUGUAGGCACCACAUCAGGAUUCAUUCCUGUCUUAGGAAUCUUUCUCUCAUACUAUAAAAUAAUUUCCUCUAUUCUGAGGACCCCAUCAUCAGGUGGGAGGUUUAAAGCUUUCUCGACUUGUGGUUCACACCUGUCAGUUGUUUGCUUAUAUUAUGGAACAGGGUUUGGAGUGUAUCUUGCAUCAACUGUAUCAAAUUCCCCCAGAAAUAAUGCCGUGGCCUCAGUGAUGUACACAGUGGUCAUCCCUAUGCUGAACCCUUUCAUUUACAGCCUGAGGAACAGAGACAUUAAGAGUGCCCUCUGGAGGAUGCAAAGCAGAAAAUUCUAG
This is a messenger RNA of Castor canadensis (American beaver), 945 nucleotides long. Its product is annotated as olfactory receptor 7E178-like. The record is from RefSeq and is a predicted model, not a curated record. Gene Ontology annotation, biological process: G protein-coupled receptor signaling pathway. Gene Ontology annotation, cellular component: membrane. NCBI's taxonomy places the organism in Eukaryota, Metazoa, Chordata, Mammalia, Rodentia, Castoridae. Gene Ontology annotation, molecular function: G protein-coupled receptor activity; olfactory receptor activity.